AUGGACCACCCGCGAGCCUCGUCACGGGCGCCUGCCGCCGACGUCGACCGCCUGGCCGCCGAGCUGACGGAGCGCUUCCGUUCCGUCCUCAGCACCAAGCGCAUGAACGACCUCUCCACAUACUCGUCGCACUCGCGCUCUGCCUCGCCUGCCCCGCGAGACUUUGGCUCCCCGCAACCGCCCGCCGCCGCCGCCCCGCCGUCGUACGCAUCGCUCAAGAACAUCCCGCUCGUCGCCCAGGCCCCCAGCGACGCCCGCUCGCUGCGCUUCCGCAACAUGCUGCACUCGCUCUCCAACAUGCCCACGCGCUGGGAGAACCCCGGCCUGCUCGACGAGGCCCUGCGCGUCGUGCCCCUCGAGCAGAUCUACAACGAGGCCGACGAGGAGAGCCAGAUCCUGCAGGCCGAGGCCGACAGUCUCGGCGCUGGCAAGAAGGCCGCCUGGGGCUACCAGGACUGCGUCGUCCGAGCCCUGCUGCGCUGGUUCAAGCGCUCCUUCUUCCACUGGGUCAACAACCCCCCGUGCUCGCGCUGCUACUCGCCCACCGUCGCCGUCGGCCUCACCGCACCGCUUCCCGACGAGCACGCCCGCGGCGCCAACCAGGUCGAGGCCUACAAGUGCUCCCACGAUGGCUGCCAGAACUACGAGCGCUUCCCCCGCUACAACGACGCCUUCGUCCUACUGCAGACCCGCAAAGGCCGAUGUGGCGAGUGGGCCAACUGCUUCAGCAUGCUGUGCCGCGCCGUUGGAUCGCGCGUCCGCUGGGUCUGGAACGCAGAGGACCACGUCUGGACAGAGGUCUACUCGGUCCACCGCAAGCGAUGGGUCCACGUGGACGCCUGCGAAGAGGCCUGGGACAAGCCCCGGCUCUACACAGAUGGCUGGGGCAAGAAGCUCUCCUACUGCAUCGCCUUCUCUGCGGACGGCGCCAUGGACGUUACGCGACGCUACGUGCGCGACCAGAACAAGCACGCAGCGCCCCGCAACCGCGCUCCUGAGGCCGUCGUGCUCCACAUCAUGGAUGAGAUCCGUGCUGUGCGACGCAAGGACAUGUCCAAGCAAGACAAGUUCCGCCUGCAAGGUGAAGACCUGCGUGAAGCAAAGGAGCUUCGCGGCUACGUCAUCUCUUCCAUUGCGCACGACAUCAGCAGGCUCAGGCCCGAAGACAUCAUCAACGGAGCCGUCGCACCUCGACGCAACGACGCCGAUGCUGACAAGGCAUUGGAAGGCCGCAUGAGUGGAAACGCGCAAUGGAUCCGAGCAAGGAACGAGCAAGGACGAGGCCAGUCGAACCAGCAGGACCCUCGCAACCAGCACUCACGCUGA
Messenger RNA from Ascochyta rabiei, 1326 nucleotides. Its product is annotated as Peptide-N(4)-(N-acetyl-beta-glucosaminyl)asparagine amidase. The transcript is spliced from 2 exons. Gene Ontology annotation, cellular component: nucleus; cytosol. Gene Ontology annotation, biological process: glycoprotein catabolic process; protein quality control for misfolded or incompletely synthesized proteins; protein deglycosylation. The record is from RefSeq and is a predicted model, not a curated record. Gene Ontology annotation, molecular function: peptide-N4-(N-acetyl-beta-glucosaminyl)asparagine amidase activity. Lineage: Eukaryota; Fungi; Ascomycota; Dothideomycetes; Pleosporales; Didymellaceae. The coding region runs from base 1 to 1326 and encodes 441 amino acids.